Solenopsis invicta (red fire ant) is the source of this 6519-nucleotide messenger RNA. RefSeq lists its product as uncharacterized. The transcript has 15 exons. NCBI's taxonomy places the organism in Eukaryota, Metazoa, Arthropoda, Insecta, Hymenoptera, Formicidae. The coding region runs from base 1723 to 3231 and encodes 502 amino acids. Gene Ontology annotation, cellular component: plasma membrane. The record is from RefSeq and is a predicted model, not a curated record.
AAAUUAAUCUUGUCAGCAAACGUAACUAAAAUUUUGUUGCAAAUUUAUUGAAAUUGCAUGAAAUUUAAUAAAAUGUCUAGUUGAUUGAAAUUUCAUCAAAACUUUAUCAAAAAUUUGUCGUUCUGGACAAUGUGCAAUUACUCCCAUUGCCCUCGCCUAGUUACGGCAUUGUGUCGAUGACGUCAUCGCCACACGCGGAGCGGACUUGGGUGCGCGUACCGUCAACAAGCGUGUUGUACGUAAGUACGAGUCAACCACAAAAUUCAAGGUCCCCGAAGGCGCGCGUGCGCGCAAACACGAACACGAACACGAGCACGAGCGUGUGGACUCGCGGAGCGGCGCAACAGUUCGGACAGUCUAUGCGAACUUCACUGUGUGUGACAUCACGCUUCAUUGUUGAAGGUUUACGUCAUUCCCAAGUCUCUUCGAAGGGUCGUUCGUAGCGCGCGACGGACGAGUGAGUGUACGCACGCACGCACGCACGCACGCACGCAUGUAUGCACGCACGCAUGUAUGCACGCACGCCCGUAUGAACGCAUAAACGAAUACAUGCCCGCACGCAUGUAGAGACUAUAGACAAUUUCUUUCGUCGCAGGAAAGACGAGCGAUAAAAUGUCGCCCACCCUGUCGCCGCAGACUCGAGUGAAAUCAAAUUGCCGCUCGCGCGCCAGUAUCCAUCACCGUGCGUAAAACAAAAGAGGCGUCGUGCGUGCGUCCGCGUACGGAGGUGUCGUGUACGGAUGUCGUUCGCGACUGUCGGAGAAACAAACCACUUGUUCCCAUUCGGAGGAAUGUCGACGCACCCAAGUUCUUCCCGUGACACGGAGCCUUUUCUACGUUGAUAUUUACGAGUGAGAUCCACGCCGAGUACGCAUUUUCACGCAAUUUGACGCCGCGCGACUUCGUCAUCGCCCAUUCGCUCACGCGAGUCCUAUCGCGCCGAGAACGGGUUAACCCGGUGAAAAUGUGAUCGAUCGCCGUCAGCCGUAUACACGUUCCUCCACGUUCCUCCACGUUCCUCCUUACCACCAUCUCCUUCUCUAGCACAAAUCAGUCGGUCGCGGUGCGCGCACGACGACGACGACGGCAACGCGGCCGCCGGCGCGCCUCUCUUUCAUUUUAAAUAUAACAGUGUAUAAAUAAGUAUGAGCAAUAGCGGGAGUGCGCGGCGAGGCUCUUCGCGUCGCCACUGCUGUUGAUUUUUCUGCCGCGCGCGCGCACGGAUACGCGUUGUUGUUUAUCAACGCGCUCUGCGCGCCAGACGGAGACGGCGGGCAUCGAGAAAGCACUCGAGGGAAUGAGAGCGAAAGCAUAAACGAACAUGGUACGCGUUGUCGUCUCCUCGUCAGAUGUGUUCGUCGGAAAAUUGUGACUUUUUCCCCGCUGUCCACGCCACGUUCCUCCAUGGUAUUCUUUGUGCACGGGCAUGCGACAUCGAUACGCUAUCAAGGUGAGCUUGAAACAUUCUUAACUAGAAGAGUCCAGGAUAAAUCCCUUAUUUCUGAUAGGAAGCAUUUAAUGUGCUGACAUGUCUGAUAAAAAUGUCAUCAAGCAAAGCUUGAAAGCCUUAGUUGAGAAGAAUAUAGAUAUGUUCGUGUGUCCACGAGCAGGCAUUUAAAUCGUUCGUGCAGUUUUAAAUGAUGAAGAAUAUAUAUCGACAGAUAUUAAUCAAACACAAACUUAACAAUCACCAGUAUCUCCAGUAUACAAGAAAUAUACGUGAUGCUGUUGUUUCCAAACUGCUUGCAGCUGUGCAACAAGCUGCAGCACGAUGCUGAAGAUUGUCCCGAAUGUAUUGAUGCCUAUAUAAUGUUAGAAGAAUUCUUCAUAUUUGCCGUAGAACUGGCACGUCUGUGCGAACGAGGAACAGCAGCUGUUCCUAUGAAUGCCUCUUGCUCAUUACACGGUAAUGGAAAAGGCACUAAUUAUAAAACUGGCUCAAAGAGGAUGGCUUAUGAAGUAUUUUUGGGUGGGUCUUGUAAUCCAACUACAUGGAGGUCAGACAUAGCGAUACCGACUCUUCAAAGCCUUGGCAUUACUUAUUAUAAUCCUCAAGUGUCACAGUGGGGCCCGGAAUUGAUAGCCCAAGAAUAUGAGGCGAAGCAGACGGCGCGAGUUCUGCUCUUCGUCAUUGACAACCAGACGCGUAACAGCGCGGGCAUCAUCGAAGCAGCUCAACUGGCAGCUACACGUAGCGAGUCUUUGGUUCUUGUUAUUUAUCCGUAUCGUCAGGGACAGACUAUACUCGGGGAAGCCGUUUCCACGCAAGAAUAUUAUGACUUGAUGAACGGGUUAUUAGUACUUCAGUACCUAAUGGAAAGACAAAGGAUACCAAUAUUCGAAAGCGUGUCAGUUGCUCUUCAUUGUACGUCCAAGAUGUUACGCGAAGAGAUCAACGUGCAGGAUUGCAUGAACACCGAGGAUGGCAUCAGGCCUAUAAGAAUCUCGCUUACUCAAAAUGGAACGGAUACAACAAAAUUGCGGGAAAUUUUCAAAUCUAUGGACGUUAAUGAUAGUGGCACAGUAAAGUUAGGAGAAGCUUGGGUGACGUUACAAUCGAGCACAAUGUGUAAUAAUGUGUCUCUUUCGGAUCUGCUCAACACGGUGAAUAAGUCCGAAAUCUACAAGACGUUGAUAGACGGAUUUUCGGCGAAAGGUGAUCUGACCGAACUGCGAAUCAAUUUCGAGCAGUUUUGUGUUCUCGCCAGCGAGUCAUCAUGGACACGGACGAAGAGUAAUGGCGUCUCUUGCGAAAAUUGGACUAAUUCCUUUGUACAAGAGUUUGAGAAGAGGGACAUUUAUGUUGGCGUAGUCAAUAAAGAUCUGUUUUGGUUAGAAUCUUCGGCAGCACCGUUGAUAGAGUCCAUGAGAUUGUCUCUGUAUCGCCCAAACUUGAAUGAGUACAAUGUACGGAUAUUGCCGCAGGAAUUGCAGAAGAUAAAGAAUUCACGACUGAUCCUGUUGAUAGUGCCGCAGCAUUCGCGCGGCGUCGCCAUUAUGGCACUGGCAGCUCACUUGAUUGGACUACGCGCCAAGCUCGUCCUCUGUGUUCAAACUCUUCCUGAGGGUUCCAUUGUGUCUGAUGAACAACUGACUGAACAAGCUCGAAAGGAUUACAACCGAGGAAGAAUGUACCUGUCGGACUACGCAACGCGUGAAGGUGUACCUGUUUUUCAGAAUGUCGCUGAUGCUCUGCAACACGCGAUACAAUUAGUUCAAAGUCCUUGUUGACUUAAUUGCUCUUUACUGUUUUUUUUCUUUUUUUUCUAUAUUUUUCAUACAGAUAAGCUCAUUGGUUCGACAACUAAUUUAUUUUUACUUUUAACGAUGUCCAGCUACCAUUUGAGAUCGACAUGAACAUCAUAGGUAUAACAAUGACGAUAAUGUCGUAUUAUCAUUGUUAUACUUAUAAAAAGCGUUUAAUAGUUACAAUGAUUUAUUAGCUGCCUUCGUUAGUAAGAUUGCUUUUUCUCAUGUUUUAAUUUUUUAAUCAUUUGUUGUCUCAUCAACAUAACUCUCGUAUGUUAUUUAGCACUUUCUGUGUUAAUAAUGCUCUUUGCUUAGUAUUACUAUUGUCAUUUUUUAAUUCUUGACAAAAAUGAAACAUGCAAGACUUUUUCUUUACGUCGAGAUAUUCUAUUUAUUGUUACUCUUAUGAGCAUGGCAUUCCGAACCAAUUAUUUUUACUUUGUCGACUGUCACACAUACGGUCCUUUUAUUGUUUAUUUUAUUUUUAAAGGAAAAAUAUUUUAUAUAAGCUAAUGAGUCGAGCAGUUAACCAUUUUAUUAUUAUUUAAUUAUAUUUUUUUAUUACUGUAUUCUCUUAUUGAAUGACAUAAAACCCUCAUUUAAUUACCAUAAUCAAUAAAGAAAAAAAAGACAAGGCAAUCUCUCACGGUAGAUGGACAUAUACAUUUUUCUCUUGUUUUUUUUUUAUAGUAACUUAACAAUCGCAAGUUUAUGUAACUUUUUAAUAACAUGGUUGAGGAUUGAUUUGAUAUAUGUGUAUAUAAAACUCAUAAUUGUUUCUAACGAUUUAAUCGAAUUAUUAACUUUUGGAAUCAAGAAGAAAUGCGAGAGAGAGGAUGUCCUGUAUAGGUUUUGCUCGUAUUUUGAAUGUGCCCAUAUGGCAUAGGAUCAGCUACAUUACAAUAAAAUGUUUUUGAAGAAUUGUAAAGAUAAAUAUAUAGAUAUAUAUAUACGUGUGUGUAUACACACACACGCACACACACACACACACACACACACAUACAUACAUACAUACAGUGUACAACUAAAAUAAGGUACUAAAUUUCGAGACCCAGAUCCUCCACACCAAAACAUGAAAAAAAGUUCAUAUGAUUAUAUGUUCGAAAAUCUAGUAUUACUGAGAUAUAGCUAAAUGUUUAAAUAUUAUAUGAAAUAUAUUCCCCGAUCUUAAUCCUCUAAAUUUUUAUUUGUGGAGACGUUUAAAAUUCUUAGUUUAUGAAGUUCUAAUCGCCAAUGAUGAUAUAUUAUCUCAACUUAUCUUUAAUGCUUAUAACACCUCGCAAUUGCCUCAGGAUCUUUGAAAAAGUGCAACAGUCCAUGAUUUGAUAUAUCCAAGCAUGUAUUGAUUUUCAAAUUGAUUGAGAUUUUCAAACACAUUUCAACACAUUUGUUGUUGAACAUUGUUGUUAUAAUUAAAAAUUGAAAAUAAUAUUAAAGUAAUAAUAAAUAUUACUUUUUAAUUUUUAGCUAUUAAUAAACACACACGUUUUGAUGAACUUGAUCCCGAAGUUUCUACCUUAUUUUAAUUUCACCCUGUAUACAUAGUGAAUCAGAUACUAAUGGUUAAAUCAGGAUUCACCCUAUGAGCGAAAUUUAUCGAGUGCACGUCUAAUCGAUUUACGCCUGAUUGCGGCAAUUAUUUUGGCUUUAUGCGACUUAAAAUUGUGCUCGUCUUUAUUUAAGAAAAAAAAGAUGACGGAUACAUUUUUUAAAUCAGUGUGAAAAAAUCUGAGACAAUCUGUUUCAUCCUGAUCUCCUGUACGUAUGCAUUAAUCACAUAUCAGCUAUUAAUCAAGGCCGUAGAUGUUCUCAACGCACGUUCUUGCGCACAAGCGACCAAAGGGACAAAAUCGUCCUACAACUUCCCCACGUUAGUUUAAGUCCCACAUUAAACCAAAAUAAAUUGGUACAAUCGAUAAUUUCUCUCAUAUGAUAAAAAUCUGGUUCAACCAUUAAGGUUCAUCCUGUGUGUGUAUAUACAGUAUGAAUUUAAUAAAGUAAUAUUUACAAUAAUAUUUAAAAUACAUUGUGAAAAUAAACUGCUAAGAUUUUUAUACACAAAUAUUUGUGUACGCAUGCACAUUUUCUGAUUCGUCAGGCUUGUAAGUAAUUUUAUACAAGAGUCUUUGUAUUUAAGCAGAAGUCUACUGUGAUUAGUCAUGCGAAGCCAUUUUUGAAAAUGUUCGGUAAUAACAAUUUCCGCAAUGAAAUAAAUGUUUCGAACCAAAAUACAAUUUGACUUUAUAAUUUUGUAUUUGCAGCUAAGUUUCAAUUAUUCAAUAUUAAAUAUGAUUUUAGGAAACUAAAAAUUAUAAUGUUUAUUUAAAUCACAAUCUGUGAGAUGUGUUUACAAAUAUCAAAAUAAAAAAAAAACAAUUAUAUAAAUAUAAAUUUGCAAUAAUAAAUUUAAUAAUGUAACAUAUAUUUUAGUAUUAUAUACGAGUAAUAUACAUAUUUUGUAUAAUAGUAUUAUAAUAUAAUAUGUUAUUAAUAGCGCACUGCAAAUUUAUAUAAUUGAAGGAAGAUUUUCUACAAAAACCAAAUAAGUCUAUAUUUAAAGAAAUUGGAGUUAUGGUGCUAAAUCAUACUUUAUCAGUAGUGUCAUCAUGAACAAUUACAUUUGUUUAUAAGGUUUUGCGCAAGAGCAUGAAGACUUUCUUCUAAACCAAUUUUCGAUGCUGAGUCCGAAUUUACCAUCAAAAUAUUUUCAUCAAGUUUAAUUUUGAGAUAUAAGGGAAAACAUUUGGUAAAUAUUCACAAAAGAUCUAUCCUCUCCAAAUUUCAAUAAUCUUGACAUAUGUUGUGACCCUGAAUGACUUUCAAGAAAUUUUAGCCCUUUGUUAAAAAGUUAUAAAAAAUGUUGGCAAUGUAAAUGUAUAUGUAUAAAAUAUUAGAUAUCAAGAUCCAGCCUUGUAGUUAACGUUUCUUUAUUUAAGAGUGAUUUCACUUAAACAGUUUCGAUUAUUGUCGAUAACAUUGUAAUUUUAUUAUCAAAUUAUAUUGCCAACAUGCUUUUAAAAAUUCAAUCUGAUAUCAUUCUGGCGGCAGAUUCGAACUCAGGAUCCUAGAAUAUGUUUAAAAAAAGUUAUAUCUUGCGUUGAAAUUAAUGUAAAAUAUGUGAACUAGAAUGUUUAUAUAUUUCGGCAAAAAUCAUAAAAAAUGGGAAACAAAUAUAAAUAGCUAAUAAAUAUAAAAUUUCCAUAAGAAUCAAACAAAUCCAAUUGUUAUACUUCUUUGGGUUCUCACAAAUAUAUUAAUCUAAGCUUAAAA